This is a messenger RNA of Cydia fagiglandana, 2442 nucleotides long. RefSeq names its product chloride intracellular channel Clic (gene Clic). Gene Ontology annotation, cellular component: cytoplasm; apical plasma membrane. Gene Ontology annotation, molecular function: chloride channel activity. Gene Ontology annotation, biological process: chloride transport. The coding region runs from base 97 to 945 and encodes 282 amino acids. The record is from RefSeq and is a predicted model, not a curated record. The transcript has 8 exons. NCBI's taxonomy places the organism in Eukaryota, Metazoa, Arthropoda, Insecta, Lepidoptera, Tortricidae.
GUCAGUCAAUCGGUGUUUUGAUACGGUGACGGUUGUGUGAAAAAGUGUGUUAAAGCGUACAUUCUCUAAAACCGAAGUGUUUCUUCUAAGUUCACGAUGUCGGAUGAAAUCGCAGAGAAUGGAACAGCGAACGGCGACGUUCCGGAGAUCGAGCUGAUCAUAAAGGCAUCGACGAUAGACGGGCGGCGGAAGGGCGCGUGUCUGUUCUGCCAGGAGUACUUCAUGGACCUGUACCUCCUCGCAGAGCUUAAGACCAUCAGCUUAAAGGUGACGACAGUGGAUAUGCAGAAGCCGCCGCCCGACUUCCGCACGAACUUCGAGGCCACACACCCACCCAUCCUCAUCGACAACGGCCUCGCCAUCCUCGAGAACGAGAAGAUCGAGCGCCACAUCAUGAAGUCCGUGCCCGGCGGUCACAACCUAUUCGUACAGGACAAAGAAGUGGCGUCACUGAUCGAGAACCUGUAUUCGAAGCUGAAGCUGGUGCUGGUGCGCAAGGACGAGCAGAAGUCGGCGUCGCUGCGCGCGCACCUCGCCCGCAUCGACGCGCUGCUGGAACGCCGGGGCACGAGGUUCCUGACGGGAGACACGAUGUGCUGCUUCGACUGCGAGCUGAUGCCGCGCCUGCAGCAUAUCCGCGUCGCCGGCAAGUACUUCGUGGACUUCGAGAUCCCGACGAGCCUGGUAUCGCUGUGGCGCUACAUGUACCACAUGUACCAGCUGGACGCGUUCACGCAGAGCUGCCCAGCCGACCAGGACAUCAUCAACCACUACAAGCUCCAGCAGCAAGCAACUAAAGGUCUGCUGUCUCCCACGCUGCCGCGCAGUCGGCCGCGGGACGACCCCCACGUGGCGCUGAAAAUGAAGAAACACGAAGAACUCGAGACGCCCACAUUCACGACGUCCAUCCCCGUGGACGUGAACUCCGCCCACCACGAGCAGUAGCGCGCGCCACACGCCCCACCACUCCACCGUUAUUAGUAAAUCGUAAGGAACGCUGGCCGGUAGCCGCGCACACCCAGCAAGAGUUUACGUGUACGGUAUGACAUCAACAUAAAAUGAUACAUCUCUCCUUUUCAUUUGUCAACAACAUUUGCGACAAAAACAUGUCUUCGCGUAAUAGAUAAAUUCAACCGAGUCACUCACGUUUUAAGAAAUAAGGCAAGGAUAAUAAGUGCCGACCCCCAAGUAAAUGGGAUGAGGCAGGAAUUAUGUUAUGAUGUUGGGUCACUCACGGGUUUAAGUCGAAAAUGACUCGAGUUAAAAACGUGAGUGACCCGGUUAAUAUAUUCGUCUUACGAGAGUUGUUUUUUAAACGUACUUAAAUACCAAAUAAAGGUUACAAUUUUAUAUUUAUCUAAGAGACAUGCGUGCUCGUCAUACCGUACUUGUCUAACCAGCCGUGCUUGUUGUAGACUGCCAGCACGGUAAGUAGCCUACUCCAUAUGUAUGUACGCGUGUACAAGGAGCCCCGAGCUCCACCGCCCGCCUACGCCCGUCAGAAACGUAAUAUAUUUUUAUACAAAUUUGGAAUUAGAGCAUUUUUAAUUUUUAGUGUUGCUAUGUUGGUAAUAAUUGAGUAUGUGAAUUUUUAUGAUAAUGGUGCAAUCAAAACAUAGUUUUGGAUAUGUGUUGCCGUUUGGGUUGUUACGCGGCUUAUGAGGAGCUAGCUUCUCUAGUUGAUCGGUUCGAUGUUAAGCAAUUGUGGCCAUUAGUACUUGGUUUAACUUGUUGGGAACGCCCAGUAUUGUGUAUCAAACAUGAUUGGUAGAUUAAUCGGCAGAGGUGCCGAAAGUACCCAAAUUUCAAUCAGUGUUUUCGGUUAAUAUAAAUGUGUGAGCAAGUCAUGGCUGAUACAGGACUAGCUCCUACAUUUAUACCCAACUAUCUAGUUUAUUAGCAUUCAUAGUGUUCAAACACAACGAAUAAGCAUUCUGACAUAAUUUUUGUAUUAUAUUCAUUAUUUAUGUAAGAUUGGUUAUACAGUAUUUUGUUGGUUCUUUUUUGGACUAGUAGUGUAGUUAGGUUAGAGAGAAACAAUAACAUUUCGUUUCAAUACCUCUGCCUGUUUAUUCUUUAAAAAUUUUCAUUUUAUGUAUAAAUAAAUAUGUGAACACUCUUGCCUGCAAUUGAUGUUACCUUUGGCAAGUUAAUUUGCAAUUUCAUUCUCAUAAUUUUGAGAUAAUAUGGUCAAUAUGAUAACAACUGUAUUAUUUAAUAAGACAUUCAUUCAACUAAACAUUCUUCAAAUCAAAUUGUUAUAAUAGUUUUAAUAAAAAAGGACCGUAGAAAAAGUAGAUUGCAGAUAAUAAAAUACAUAUAAACAUAGUACACAGUGACACAAGGGCGAGAGACCAUCACCAUGUCUGGACAAUGUAUAAAAUAUUAAUUCUAGAUUAUAAUUUAAGUGUUAAGGAAUAAAUCUGGAUAAAUAUUAUUUUU